CCAAAUUUCGGGACCCCCCAAAUUUCGGGACCCCCCCAUGGCGGAGGCGGCGCCCCCCCCCCAGGAGCUGCGGGACAGCGACCCCCGAGGGGGGCUGGGCAGGGUGACGCAGUGGCUGGAGGCGCGGCGCGCGGCGCUCCGGCCCUGGGGCUCCUUCCUGGACCAGCGGCGCUUCGGGGCCCCGCGGGAUCUGGGGGAGCUCUGGCGGCGCCUGGGGCACAACGGGGAGCGGUUCCAGAGCAACUACGUGGUGCUGUUCCUGGGGCUGGUGGCCUACUGCCUGAUCACCUCCCCCCUGCUCCUCCUCGCCCUCGGGGUUUUCGUCGGGGCCGCGGUGGCCGUGAGGGUCCGGGCCAGGGAGGCGCCACUGGUGUUACUGGGCCGGGAGCUGAGCCCCGCCCACCAGCUGGGCGUGGCCGCCGGGGUUUCCCUGCCCCUGUUCUGGCUGGCGGGGGCGGGGUCGGCCGUGUUCUGGGUGCUGGGAGCCGCCCUGGUGUUUUUGGGGUCCCACGCGGCGUUCCGGCAGCUGGACCCCCCCGAGCUGGAGAUGGAGCCGGUGUGACCCCCAAAAAAACCCCAAAAUAUCCCAAAAUCACCCCAAAAAAUCCCCGGGACGCCCAAGCUGGAGAUGGAGUCAGUGUGACCCCGAAAUACCCCAAAAUCACCCCAAAAUAUAAAAAAUAAAAUCCCAAAAUCACCUUGAAAUAUCCCAAAAUAUCCCAA
Messenger RNA from Catharus ustulatus (Swainson's thrush), 723 nucleotides. RefSeq names its product Rab acceptor 1 (gene RABAC1). The record is from RefSeq and is a predicted model, not a curated record. Lineage: Eukaryota; Metazoa; Chordata; Aves; Passeriformes; Turdidae. Gene Ontology annotation, cellular component: Golgi apparatus. The transcript has 6 exons. Bases 38 to 562 code for a protein of 174 amino acids.